Adineta ricciae is the source of this 1644-nucleotide messenger RNA. NCBI's taxonomy places the organism in Eukaryota, Metazoa, Rotifera, Eurotatoria, Adinetida, Adinetidae. The record is from the annotation of a GenBank genome assembly.
AUGUCUGGAGGUGGUAAUUGUUCAGUGAAGACUAAACCUCGACGUCACGAAGAGAAGCCGUCUACAUCAAAUUAUGCCACAGAAGAAGUUGUUAGUCGUAGUGCUGAUGUUCGCCGUCGUCCAUCAUCGAUGUAUUCUUCUUGUCUAACAAAGAGACUAAUCUCACCACACUAUGUAAAACAUAAAAAACGUUUGUUUUCAUCGGUACAGCCUUUUUCUGCUGUCGAACCUCCGCCUGAAAAUCCACCAACAUUUCUGACCACAGAUGUAUUACGUGAUCCAAAACAGAGAGCUUUAGAAUUGUAUAUGCCAUAUCGAAAAAUUUCCUACGAGGAAGAAUUAAAACUCAAACAACGUCAAAUUGAAAGUCGAUUUCAAACAGUAGCGAAAACACUGUUCUACGAUCGAACGCUGCACCCAUCGAUACGGAGACUAAUUCGAACCAAUGACGUCAAUUUAUGCCCUAUUCGAGAUAUUCAACGAACUUCAGCAAUGAGUGAAUACCUAUCGUCGUGUAUUGCUGAUCUCGGUAAAACACGAAACGGUGAUUUAGCGCUUGGAAUUGCUAAUCGACCGAUGCCAAAUGACUACACUCCGUCUACUGGUGAGGAUAAGCAGAUGAUGUUUGUUUUACCCAUCGACGAUCUUGAUAUUUAUAAAAAGCGUGAUCGAUUGAUCGUUAAACAUUAUAACGAUUUUCUCCAAAAAGAAGUCAAAGACAUGUCUAAUCUUGAAUAUGUCCUACAUCAUUGGCGACCAAUACGUAUCUAUACAAAUAAGAAGGAUGAAAAGAUCGUUGUUAUCGGUUACCUCGAGCGCAAAAGUUACAAAUCUGACUGUGAAACCGCCAAGGAACGUUUACUUGCAUACUUCGAACAUGGUCCAGGACGAGAAUGUCACAUCGAACACUUAUAUUUCGAACGGCGCACUCAACGUUGGCCAAUCAUUGUCAAUGAAGCGCACUAUGAUCACAUUCUGGGUGAUAAAAAUUCAGCAUUUACUUAUGAUCUUUUCGGAUUGAAAUUCGAACCGAAUUUGCAAUCUCACGGUAUUCCGAAUAUAGCGGCAUAUGAAGCAACUUAUGCUGAAAUCUUAAAACUGUGCAAUCUCGAUCCGACAUCGACAGUGUUUCUUCAAUAUUUUUCCGAUCUUGGUACUCUUCCAUUAGUUGCUGCUCAACAUGUGGAUCAAUGCUACGGACUGGAUCCGAGUCCAUUUGCAAUCAAAACUGCCAUGAAAAGCCAGGAAAAAUACCCGCAUACGCAAGAUGUGCAAUUCCGAGUUUGUACAACAAAAGACGAGUUUAAAGCGAUCUUGACAAACAUCGAAAAGACGAAAAAGAAGAAUGCAUCAUUGACAUGCGUCUUCGGACCACCGAGAAGCGAACUUGAACGGCAAGAUUUACGACAAAAUAAAAACCUUGUCAACGUUCUACGUGAAUGCGAUUUCAUCGAUCGAUUAAUCAUUGUCAAUCGCGGUAUCAGUUCACCAGUGCUACAUUUGCUCUACUGUUUGUCCGGUGGAGAAAGUACAACGCAUAAAAUAUCUGGCCCGCCAUUCAAACCGGUGCUAAUCAUUCCGUUUGAUGCUCAUCCUCGUUCGGGGCUUUUGCCAGAUUUUCUCACGAUUUAUGAACGUGAUUAA